Molecule: messenger RNA, 306 nt
Organism: Acaulospora morrowiae
Lineage: Eukaryota; Fungi; Glomeromycota; Glomeromycetes; Diversisporales; Acaulosporaceae
Source: the annotation of a GenBank genome assembly
AAUUAUAAUCAUAAGAUAACUUUUAUGACAACUAAUGCCGCGAAUGUUCAUAAAAUUCCACGAUUUUAUGGAAUCCAAUACAUCAUAAGAAACAAUUUCCGCAUCGCGAGGGCUAACGAGAUGUUGAGAAAACACGUGGAAGUAAGCGUAAAACAAGGGUAUAAGAACAUUGAUCUGUUAGACAUCUUUAGCACCUCGCAGCCAAUCUGGGAAUAUUCUCGUGACGUGGUUCACUACAACAGUUCGGUUUACAAUGUACAUGCUCGGCUAGUGCUCGAUAAGUUGAUAGCUUGGCUUGAAAAACAA